Molecule: messenger RNA, 123 nt
Organism: Dentiscutata heterogama
Lineage: Eukaryota; Fungi; Glomeromycota; Glomeromycetes; Diversisporales; Gigasporaceae
Source: the annotation of a GenBank genome assembly
UACGUGGAAAUUGAUAUUACUAAUAUUGAUAUAAUGGAACAAGUAUCUACAAAGGAUCAAAUGUCAAUAGACAAUCAAAACGUUGAAAUUGAUAUUACUAAUAUUAAUAAAAUGUUAACAAAA